This is a messenger RNA of Centruroides sculpturatus (bark scorpion), 1346 nucleotides long. RefSeq lists its product as uncharacterized. Bases 57 to 752 code for a protein of 231 amino acids. Gene Ontology annotation, molecular function: protein binding. NCBI's taxonomy places the organism in Eukaryota, Metazoa, Arthropoda, Arachnida, Scorpiones, Buthidae. The record is from RefSeq and is a predicted model, not a curated record. The transcript has 2 exons.
CAAUAAUAACGCUUUGAUUUUUGCGACUGUGGCAACUACCGGAAAGAAUUUGAAACAUGUCAGCGGAACAAACUAUGAGCGAAAGUAAAUUAAAUGAAACUACUAACAAAAUCAGAAUACCGCUAACGAUUUGCAGCCUUCAAAAUGUAAUUAAGAGAAAAGAUUUGAAAGAAUCCGAAGGAAAUCAAGUUAUGGGUGACUUAUGUUACGACAAUUCUUCAAAGAAAUUAAAAGAAACAUGCGAAGAAUUAAGUUCUUUAAAUCUUAUACGAUUUCAAGCUAAUAUUAAAGGAUAUUUACUUAGAAAGAAACUUAAAAUAUUACUAUUAAACGUUAUAGAAAAUAUACAAGAUGCCGCUUAUAUCAUUCAAGCAUGGUGCAGGAGCAGUAACCUUCGUAAAAGUUACCUUCGUUAUCUCGACAAUGUAAUUCUAGUAGAACGGGUUUUAUCAAAAUGGCUUUUAAAUAAAAAAGUAAAAAAAUUAGAAAAAUUCAAUAAUAUACGCGCUUUGAUGUCGAAUUUAGUAGAAAAUUAUUUACAAGAGAUUUCGAGAGACUCGGUGAUUUUCAAAAUUGAAAAAUGGCGGUGGAAUAGCUUUAUAGUACACGAUACCAUUGUAAAUAUAGAAGAUUUACAAGCACUUUUACGCGGUUACCUCAUUCGAAAACAUGGAAAAUUUAAUAUACAAAGCUCUAGAAAACGAUCUAUACUUAUUAAGAAAGACUUCAAGAAAAUCCUUCAUAAAGAAUAAAAUAAGCAAAAUUAAUCAAGAUAAGAGCAAAGUUAAUAUUGCUUGUGAUGGAAGUUCAACAGGCGAUUUUCGUUCAUCUAAUUUAAGAUAUUUAAUGAGAGAAAAAGUGAAAAGUGUUGAAAAUAAUAACAAUGUUGCUAGAUACCUUGAAAUUUGGGCAUCGCUUUGUAUUCAAUCGUAUUGGAGGAUGUUACGGCAGAGAAAAAUGAAUAAAAUUAAAAUACAAUGCGUAAAGAUCGUACAAAAUACCACGAGGAAAAUGCUUCAAAGAAACUGGAUAAAGGUAGAAACCAAAAAGAAAUAAGUUGAAAAUAAACUAAAAAUAUAUGUAAAAAUUUCAAUUUUCAUUCCUAUAAUAUCUUAAACAUGAAACCAUUUUGGCUAAUGAUAUUUCUAAACUGUUAGUUGGAGAAAAACUCUGAUAUAAAUACUAUAAAAGAAUCGAUCAGUAACUAUUCCAGAAGUAAUGGCCGAUUCAUAAAACAUGAACAAAAAAAAAAAAGAAGUUAACGAUAUAAAAUUCAUUUUUUUCGUUUCUUAAAUUUAUACAUUUAAAGAGGAAAACUGAUGAAUAAAGGAAUAAGAAUUGCAAAA